Sorex araneus (European shrew) is the source of this 3134-nucleotide messenger RNA. RefSeq names its product T cell activation RhoGTPase activating protein (gene TAGAP). The coding region runs from base 120 to 2210 and encodes 696 amino acids. NCBI's taxonomy places the organism in Eukaryota, Metazoa, Chordata, Mammalia, Eulipotyphla, Soricidae. Gene Ontology annotation, molecular function: GTPase activator activity. The record is from RefSeq and is a predicted model, not a curated record. The transcript is spliced from 11 exons. Gene Ontology annotation, biological process: regulation of Rho protein signal transduction; signal transduction.
CUCUGAUACUGUUCCUCCACAGCUCGUAGGAGUUAAACUCACUCUGGCUGGAGCCCUCCGGGACGGAGCCAAGGUCACUUGGCAGUGGAAUUCAUCACUGGAAGUUAGCCUUGAUUCUAAUGAAAUUAAGAAGCAGUCACAAUACUUCAAAAACACUAAAUGCUGAAAAUAUGGAGACAUUAAUUGAAUGUCAAUCCGAGGGGGACUUGAAGGAAAACAGGGUGUUGGCAUCAUGUGACAAUGAAGAUAACAUCUGCCAGCUAAUUGAAGUUAAGAAGAGAAAGAAGGGGCUAUCCUGGCCUUCUCUCAUGAGAAGGCUUUCUCAUUUAUCUGAUUUUUCUGGAGCUUCAGAACCAGAACUGAAAACAUCCCUCUUUGAUCAGCCCUUGUCAAUCAUCUGCGGGGACAAUGACACCCUACCCAGACCCAUUCAGGAUAUUCUCACUGUCCUGUGCCUUAAAGGACCUUCCACCGAAGGAAUCUUCAGGAAAGCCGCCAAUGAGAAAGCCCGGAAAGAGCUCAAAGAGGAGCUCAACUCAGGAGGGGCAGUGGAGCUCCACGAGCAACCAGUACACCUGCUGGCCGUCGUCUUCAAGGACUUCCUCAGAGGCAUCCCUCAGAAGCUGCUGUCCUGUGACCUGUUCGAGGAGUGGAUGGGGGCCCUGGAGAAGCAGAAUGAGGAGGACAGGAUCGAGGCCCUGAAACAGGUCGCAAAGAAGCUUCCCAGGCCCAACCUCCUGCUUCUCAAGCACCUGAUCUAUGUGCUGUACCUGAUCAGCAAGAACUCAGAGACCAAUAAGAUGGACGCCAGCAACCUGGCCAUCUGCGUCGGACCCAACAUGCUGGCCCGAGACAAUGACCAAAAUCUGUCCUUUGAAGCCCAGAAAGACCUGAACAAUAAGGUUAAGUCACUGGUGGAAUUCCUCAUUGAUAACUGCCUUGAAAUAUUUGGGGAGAACAUUCCAGCACAUUCCAGUAUUGCUUCUGAUGAUUCCCUGGAACACACUGACAGUUCAGACACGUCCACCCUGCACAACGACUCGGCCUAUGACAGCAAUGACCCCGACGUGGACUGGGGCAGCGCCCUGGGCUCCCCGUGCAGUCAGCGACAGGCGCCCUCGGACAAGGCGUCCAGCUGGACCCCCCGGAGCAUCGAGCGGCAGUCGUGGGAGCCGAGUCGGGAGCCCGCGCUGGGCAAGGUGGCCAGGCUCAGGGGCACCCUCGGGGCACCAGACAGGAGCUACUCGGAGCCCAGCAUGCCGGGCGCUCGGGGCGACCCCGAGAGCCACAGGCUGAGCCCCCCGCUUGCAAGGCGGGCGCCGGGCUUCCAAGGCGCGCACUCGGACAGCGAAGACGCGGAAGACCCCUUCCCAGAGGAGGAGGAGGAGGAGGCGGCGACUCCCGGCGCGGAGAGCCCUGUCCAGCGCCCGCCGGACCCCAGCGGGACGCCCCCGUGCCCUCGGGCUCCCCAGGCGCCCCGGGGCUCCCUGGACGCCUCCUCCGAGGGCUCGCCCGCCGCGUCCCCCGCCAGCCCCAAGCGGGGCUUCUUCGGCAGGCACCAGUCCUUCACCAGGUGGGAGAGGCGCAAGCCGCCCCGCGCGCUCAAGAAGCACUCGCUGUCCUUCUCCUUCCCCUCGCCGCCCGGCGCCGGGCCCGCGCCCUGCAGGGGCUGCCCGCGGGGCCAGCCCGCCAAGGGCCCGAGGAAGGACGCGCGGCUGGCCGGGCGCGUGGUGCGGGAGGGCCUGUGGGACUGGCCCGGCCCCGCGGCCCCGCCGGAGCCCGGCGCAGCGCGCCUGCUCGGGCGGCCGGACCAGCAGCCCGCCGGGCGGCCUCCCUCUUACCAGGAGGCCAUCCGGGACCAGACCUCGGGCCUGGCGGCCAGCGAGGGCAGGACUGUGGGCAGCAUGAGGGCCCGGAUGCUCAGCCUGGACGCUGGACGCCUCCCGCCGCUUCCUGCCCAGCACGCGGGGGCCGCCCUUGACGGACACACCAGCUGCCCCCAGACCGGGAGCUGGGAACCCAGGGGCACUGUGUGUGCUUCUGCGGACACUACAGAGCCGGGGACUGUCCCCCGGCGGCCGGAGCCGCACGGACUCAGAACCGUGGCUGAGUCCAGACCCGAGGACAAGAGGGACAGUCUCGUCUGGAGGUGCAGCCAGCCCGUGUUUGAGGCCGAACAGCUCCAGUAUGCUAAAGAAUCCUACAUUUAGGCCCCGCCCGGGCACCAGCCCCGGGGAUCUCCGAAUGCUUGGUGGUCUCCAGAACGUCUGUUUUCUAAGAAUAAGCUCCUUUAGAAAAGUUGUGGAGACGCCUCCUCCAGGAAGCUAGCUAGCCACAACUUGCUGGGUACUGCCCAUUUACGCCUGAAUUUGUGCAAUCUGUAGCAAGUGUGCAAAAUGCAUUCUGGACAAGACGGUUUUGCAAAGAAGCCUUGGCCCGUGUCUGCCAUUUGGAACUUGCAUCCUCAUGAGGGUGGUGUUGUUCUUUGCCUCCUUGGCACUUUUCGGUUGAUUGUUGUUUACAAAUAUUUAUAUAGACAGAUACAUCGAUAGAUAUGGAUAUCUCUAUAUAUACAUAUAUAUACAUGGAGAGAGAGAGAGAGAUGUAGUCUUCCCCCCCCCCAGUUUUGUCAUUCCAGUCUUCCACAACUUCAUUGUGGGCAAAUAUCAGAAGUCCUGUCAGAAGUUUCCUGAAGUAAGCAGCUUGGUGAUAACCAGUGAUCACAGUAAGGAGAGACAUAAAGUUCACUGCCUGGGGUUAUCAAAGACAUUACCAACUCCAGUGAAAGAGAAGGCCCUUGUUAAAGGGUGUGAUGAAUGUUUGAAUCUGCCCUUUCAAUCAACAAGUUUUAAACUGGCAUGAAUGAGUGAAAGAUGUGUUUGUGUCUCUGGUAACUGAGUACUCCGAGCUCCGUCGUGCUGGUAACAGGAUUUCUGAGCACUUCAAGCUUCUCUGUAGUUUAAUUGAUGUUUGAUCCAGGCAUGUGGAAGAAGUUACUUUAUAUGCCAUGGGGGUCAUAUAGAUAACCAUCAAUAUAAGCUCACUACAAUAAAUUGCCUUUCUUAUUUCAAAGUCAAAGAGUGGCUUCUUUCUGACAUGUGGCCUCCUCUUCUUAACUCAGAUAACCAUGUGAA